Messenger RNA from Taeniopygia guttata (zebra finch), 2118 nucleotides. The record is from RefSeq and is a predicted model, not a curated record. NCBI's taxonomy places the organism in Eukaryota, Metazoa, Chordata, Aves, Passeriformes, Estrildidae.
UGAUGUUUUCUUUUUGUUGCUGUUUCUUAAAGAUGCAUACUCCUGGCUUUCUGGACACUCACUCAUCAGUGUAGCCAGGAACUGCUUUGCAAAACUGAUGGACAACCUGAGCAUACUGAUGGAGACAGUUCAAGGGAAACCUUCUGGGUGCAGAGGUUACCUGGAGAGAGACUCCCUGAUACAGAGGCUGGCUUGUGGGCUCCACAGAGUAAAUGCCCAGGCCUUGGAAGGUGGAUUGUAUGACAGACUGCCCAGCACAAGAAACAUAGCAGUCUUGCAGCAAGAAAUAUUUGAAUUUUCACAAAGGCUUCAUGCAGCAGAGGUAGAGUCCCGCUCCCUGCAGCUGCAGCUGGCAGAAUGCAGAUGGGCUUUCAAUGAGAUGCGAAAAGAUGCUGAAAAAGCCCACAGACUGCAAGAGCAAUUAAAUGAACUUCAGCAUAAAAUCAGCCAAGAUAAUAUACAUGAGGAGUUAGAAAAUGCUUUGCAGCGUGAGCAGGAGGUAAGAUUGCUUUUACAAGAAUACCAGCGACGGCUUCAGGAGCUGAGUAAUAAACUGGAAUCGUGCUCACUUAUUGACACAGAUAGAAGCCAAGUCUCCAAUGUAUCUCUGAUGAGCUUCUCUAAUGCAACAGAGGAGCUGAGGAGCAGAGACCAAGUUCUGGAUCACCAGAAGAGAUUCCUGAAAGACACAGAGCAGGACCAGCAGCGGCUGCGGGAGACUCUCGAGGAGGCAGAACCUGCCCUCAAACUGGGAGUAAAGGAUAAAGAGUUGAUCAUUAAUCAUAUGAAAGCUGUGGAGGCCACCCUGAAUGAGGCCAGAGAGGAGGUCAUGGCACCAGGAGCUGCAGCAGCCACGCCGCUCCCCAGCCUGCAGCUGGAGAUCCUUUCAGAGGAAGCAGUGAGGGACAGGCCAGAGGCUAUGUCAUUCCAACACGUGCAUAAACAUUUUAUGGAUCUCUACUCACUGACAGCUUCCAAAGUUGACGCAUUAACAUCAGGAAGAGAAUCUUCAGAGAUUCACUUUGAACCCCUAGCUGCUGAGCCUCUUACUCCUGAUGCUGAUGAAUCUUUGCAAGUUCACUUUGAACCCGAAACCGGUGGUACACCUCCUGCUGGAGCUCCUGCACAUGCUCUUGAUGAAUCUUUCUGGGGUCAAGUUGGACACCAACUAGUCAGAACACCUCCUGCACAUGCUCAUGACAGUGAUGACUCUUUUGGACCUCGCUUUGUGCCCAAAGGAGCUGCUGCACCUCCUGGUCCUCCUCCUGGUGAUAUUUUUCAGGUUAGCGUUGGGCCCGAAGCACCCCAUACACCUGCUACUCCUGUUUAUGCUCCUGCUGAUAUUUUUCAGCCUUACCUUUCACUGCAAGCAGCUGGUGGACCUCCAGUUCCUAUUAUUGUGCCUGAUGCAUGCUGGAGAGUGCCUAGCCACAGAGCCUCUACCGUACCUGGAGCCAACAUACCCUCCGUUGUAGUAGCAGGCAGAAGCUGCAGUGUCUCUGAAACCAACAUACCCUCCAGUGUGACACCAGGCAGAUUCUACAGUGUGUCUGAAACCAACAUACCCUCCAAUGUGACACCAGACAGAACAGGUUUGGGGUCAUCAAUGGACAGAGUCAUCAACCUGGUACAAACCAGAACCAAUACUGGGUCAUCAAUGGAUGCAUCCUCCCAUAUGAGAAGAAACAGAGCUCUUACCGUGCCUUCAAGCAACAUGUCCUCCAGUCUGACAUGGAAUAGAGCUGGUACUGGGUCUUCAGUCAACACAUCCUUCAGUUCAAGACCACACAGAGCCAGUUCUUUGCCUUCAGUCAGACCUUCCAGCCAGGAUGUCUUACCCAGCACUAGAAGAAAUCAGGAAAUUUAAUUGCCAGAUGUGACAGAUUUCUUCAUCAAAAUACUAGCUUCUCUUCAGAAGGAAAAUACUUCAGCAAUGCAAAAAGGUCUAAAUAAAGUAGUCUUACCUUUGUAAUUUGUAUUUUUAUGAAAAUGUGCAUUCAUAUAUUCACAUUUCUGUGUUUCUAAUCAUUUGUAUACCAAAGGACUUAUUUAUUUAACUCUAUUUAAUUGCAGUUUUUAAUUUUUAUGUAGUAUAUUUAAAAAUGUUAUAAAACAACA